CACGAUUCAAAACACAAGACUUUCUGGAUUCUCUUGACCGCAGAUGAAAGUCCACGAAUGGGGAUUUUAGGCACUGCUUGCUCACAAGAAGAUGGGUGAAGAACUGAGUGCGUGCUGUGAUUUACAUCAUGUUCGAGCUUUAAUGUGCAAUAACCGAUGCGAUCACAGACUCAACUGUGUCGACCUGUUAUGAUAUAAUAUGCAAGCUACAAUUAGCAAAAACUGUUUGCGCUUCGGUUUGUACAGCUAUGUCCACAAGGAUAUAUUCAGAUACAACAACUCAGCACUGAUGACAGCCUUUGAAAUGGGUAAGAAUGGUUCCGAGGGAGCCAAAUCUUGGGCAGAGGAGUUGCACAGUAGUACCAGCAAGAGGCAGUCAAGUUAGGAGGAUCAAUCUGUUGUGACGUGGGCAGUAUGAGGUAAGAACGCAUUGCGUGAGCGUGAGAAAGAUCAACGUCCUCCCAAUCUACAUUGCAGUCCAUGAAAUAAUGGCCAUCUCUCCUGCCCAGAAAGCAGCAGUCGAAGAAGUGCUCAAUGCAAUAACUUCAGCGACAGGCCUCCUCGCAAACGCCAGCUCGCCUCUAUGUUCAUGGAUUUGGUGGACAGGGAAGACUGGGCAGAGUACUACGAGGUCAUACCCGAACCGCGCUGCCUCAGAGACAUUGCCGCGUCUCUGGAGAAGAACCGCUAUAAGGACGCGUUGACUGUUUACACAGAUCUCUCCCUUGUCUUUCUAAACGCGUUGUUCUAUAAUGAACCCGAUAGCCAGAUCGCCGCAGACGCACAAAAGCUUAAGGCACUACUGGAAUCCGAGUGGAAAGCAAAAUCUCCUCUCUUGCCUCAACCGUCUACGCCAGUCGCGCCGCAAACAAGAGCAGCGCCGCCUGUGUCGCACGUACUAUCCGGAUUGAAACCUUCACCUGGCGCACCUGCACCGACGGCUGCUACUUUGAGCCACACGACCGACAUAGAAAUGUCAGCAGCAAUCAGCGCGGCUCCCGCAUCCUCAGCUCCGGUCUCUCAGGACCCUGAAUCUGAGUCCGAGUCCGAAGAAGAUGAAAUCCAUGAACUGUGGACUGUUCCUCCUGACAUUGAAAUCGUUCACCAGCUCGAACUGGGAAUCCCCCAGUACGAGCUCUUGGUCGGUGAAGAUGGCGGUUGGAUGGCGGACGUCAAGCAUGAAAGACAUCUAGAGAUUGUGCAGGCAGUGAAAGCGUACCGAGACGCUGCCGGGGUCAAGCUCUCCACCGCGUUGGAUGGUGUACCGGACGACAAGAACCCCAUCACGUUUCGCCUCCUGGAUAGCCGUUCUCGUAGCAAAACGUUUUACACAUCUUCGCACGCCUUCGAUGCAGACCUUGCUCGGAUGUUCGAGAGUGGCCGGCGCUAUUACCUUGAUCGAGCGGGAGUCAUUACUGGCGCCAAGGGAGAGGAAUGGGAGCGUGUUAUAGCGCUUCAGCGCGUGGCCAACGCCUUGACAUCCAGCGAGCCUCCUCCUCUUCCCCCUGUCCAGCCUCUGUCCUGUCCCCCUGCCCACUACGGCCCGGAUGCCGUGGAAUGUGACACCGUCAACCAUAAGGGAUAUGCCUUGCAAGCCGGUCAGUAUGUGCAUAUUGUUGCAGGACAGGACCAUCAGAACAAUAUGCAAAUCGGGGUCCUCGGUCGCUCGGGCGGUCCGCUGGUCGGUCGAAUCACAAAAUGUUGGAGAAACAGCGUGGGCAAUGAGGGCGUCAGUGUCCAAUGGUAUCUGCGAGCGGACCAGAUCUCCUCUGCACUCUUGCCAAACCGUCAACGAGGGGGCGCUGAAGGUGAAGUCGUUGAAACCGACCAAACAACCCAUCAUCUGCUUGCAGACGUGAUAGAAAGAGUAACAUGCCAGCACGUCUCUACCGCGGGCCGGGGACGAUUGCGUGCUCCGUUCUGGUAUCCGGGAUGGCCGGUGUAUGUCUGUGGAUAUCGAUAUGAUGCCGUCCAGGGUCGGCUCCGUCAUAUUUCGCCGUCAACCUGGCGCGCACGGAACACCCCAGGAGGAUUUAUCGAGGACAUGUAUCUGUUCGAACGGCCACUGCGCCUAGGCAAGCGCGAUGAAAAGCCUUCAGCCUCGACAAGCGAUCGCUCUGUUGUCACAGCCGGAGGGGCAGCUGUCAGCACGGUUGAAAAGCUAUCCACGGAAACAACACGUCAUUUUGAGCGGGAUCCCUUGAGUGGAGAGAUGUUCUGGUUCCCGGGACCUCCGCUGCCCAUGACCAAGCCCCAGGCCCCACGGCACAGACUGGAAUAUCUGCAUUUCUUGGCCAAGAAGUGCGACAGUGAGAAGGGUGCUCUGGAGAAUGAGGACGGGCGAGCCGCGAAGAGAACGAGGUUGAGUGCAUCAGAAAGGCUUGAAGAAGCAUUACAGGUGAUACAGGGCGAAGAGUAGCCUAUGCAUUUCACACAACUAAUCUCGCUGCACCAUAAUCCAUGAGAUGAUACAACAACACCUUUCCCCUUGUGUUGCCGAUGACAAGAUACUCGCUCUGCGCAGAAAAAUCUACCGCAGUCACGUGUCCUAGUGGGGUGCUGGACGUAGGCCAGUUUGAAAACGCAGUCAAACUGGGCAGGUGGAUCUACAGCACAUCAGUGAAGCAUUUCAUAUCAGACUGACGAUCAUACCACACGCAGAGCGUCUUUUUUGUCUCGACUGGCCAGAGCCAUCAAUUGAGAGUCGUGGUUGAAUCGUAGGGUCGAUAUAGCAGUGGUCAGGUUCCCGAUCGUUUUCACUGCCUUGGGCUGCGCUGAGAAUGUGGUCCCUUCGCUGUGCCGGAACGAAUCAGCUCCAUAUACGUUCACUAGCCCAGUGUUCGAUCUAGCCAUCGGUCAGCGAAUAGUGCGCGAUCUAAGAAGGGCCCACCAACCCAAUUGCAAGCCAACCUUGGCGCGCUCCAGCCAUAGCACGCCCAGCUCCUCGGAAACCGCCCUCGUCUUUCCAGCGUCUCACACAGCGUCUCUGGCCCACAUCCCACAGGUAAACUUCAGAGUCGUUCGUGAGCGCGGCGAGUGUAUCAUCCUGGCCAGUCCACCAAAGAGACUUGAUGCUUGCACCGCAUUUCAAGCUGCCCACGACUUGACCGGCCGCGCUUUUCCAAUCGACCAGAUGCACAUUCCCUCCUUGACCGGCGACUGCUAGCAUGCUGCCAGAGUCGUUGAAAGCCGUCACUUCCAUUCCUGCCGCACCUCCACCAGAUGUAGAGUCCCGCUCGGAGCCACCUCUGCGUGGUCGCUUUCGUCGUGGCUGUGCAAGCAUCGUGGAGGAAUCGAAAGAACCCCACAGGCCACGGCCAGUUUUGUGAAUCAUCUCGCCCCGGUGGAGGUCAUACACAAAAUAGAAUGGGCGAUUUCCAGUCAGUAGCAAGGAAGAGCCCGAUGGGUGGAAAUUGGCCGAGGAUUGAGAGAGAGGAAGUGUCGGUAUGUGCAAUGUUUGCAGCAAGGGAGACGUAUGGCCAUCAAUCUAAUCUAGUCACAAAUCCAUGGAAAGGGCCUCAAAGAAUAAACGCACAUUGAAAAGCCUUAUUCUCCGAUCCGCACUUCCUACGCACAACAGUGGAAUUUUUGCACUUGGGUGAAACGAAAGAGUUUUGAUUUCUCCAGAGUCUGAACCAGCUUGAUUGGCAUCGCGCAACCGUUCAAUAGACAGCGUGCCUGUCGCCAGCGUUCCCUUUUUCGUUCGAGACGCGAGAAUGCCGACAGUGGAAGAGAAAAGUUCAUUGAUCCCAGCUUCAUCCAUCUCCUGGAGCCGAUCCUUAGCAGCUUUAGCCCAUGCUGGCUGAGGGUUGAUGGUUUCAUAUUGUCUGCGAAGACGAGACUCAUAUUGCCGUCCAGUCAGUGUGGUUUCCGAUGCGUCGUUGCGAAGUUUACGAAGCUUCCCAGACUGUAUUGACACGGACGGAGGGUCCGAUGGGUCCUCCCAGGCAGGUUUACGGCUCGACUGAGUCCAUGUCGGUGGUGCUCUGACUCAGGGUGAGAAUCCGACGAUCCGUCGUCGUCAUCUUCGUCGGAUCCUCCGCUGUCGCCCUCUUCCUCCUGAUCACUGAAUUCGACAUCGUCAAGAACAGAUGUAGGUUGAGCGUCGUCAACGUAGAAAAGCUAUGAUAAAUCAGACCGAGCAUUGAAAGUCAGACCACAACGAACAUCCAUGUCCGCCAGAUUUUUCAUUUCUCCGCUCUCCACAACAGAACCAGUGGUGGCCAUUGCAGGCACAUACUUAGUGCCGAAGAGGACGUUUUCCAGUCGGCGUUCUUCGUCAUCUUUCUGAGAGUCAUCGAGAAGCUCCAGCUCCAGAGACGCAUCGACUGUCUUUUGGCGCUUGCGAGGGUGUUUGGGCAUGGUGCUAUGCGCUCGCUAAGGGAGGGAACAAAACUGUGUUU
Molecule: messenger RNA, 4403 nt
Organism: Mycena citricolor
Lineage: Eukaryota; Fungi; Basidiomycota; Agaricomycetes; Agaricales; Mycenaceae
Source: the annotation of a GenBank genome assembly